Petromyzon marinus (sea lamprey) is the source of this 2846-nucleotide messenger RNA. RefSeq names its product catenin alpha like 1 (gene CTNNAL1). Gene Ontology annotation, molecular function: actin filament binding. The record is from RefSeq and is a predicted model, not a curated record. Gene Ontology annotation, biological process: Rho protein signal transduction; cell adhesion. Lineage: Eukaryota; Metazoa; Chordata; Hyperoartia; Petromyzontiformes; Petromyzontidae.
GAGGAGGGACGAGAGAGGAGGAGGAGGAGGGAGGAGGAGGAGGAGAGUUCCCGCGUCCUCUCGGAGAGGGCAGCGAGCGCGAUCAUGGCUUCUGCGACGAGCAACAACGGGGAUCUGGGACUCGAGAUUAAGACGCGUUCCGUGGAGCAGACGCUUGUCCCGUUGGUGGCACAGAUCACGACGCUCGUGAGCCACAAGGAGAAGUGGCACAAGUCGGAGCGGUCCGUGCGGGCGGUGCGGCGCGUGGGCCAGUCACUCUCCGUGGCCGUGGAGCGGUUCGUGGCGAUUGGCGAGGCCAUCGCCGAGGAGAACCCCGAGCUGCGGCCGGAAAUGAGCCUGGCGUGCCGGGAGGCCCGAGCCGCAGGGGAAGCUAUAAACCGACUGACAGAGGCCUGCGCUACGGACGGCCCUGACUUGGAAUCCCCCCGGCCGCCUGGCUCUGCAACGCCAUUGUCUGCCCCGCUUCUGUCCGAGCGUGGCGUCCUGGCGCGCUCCGCUCGCCUUCUGCUCUCGUCGGUCACCAGAGUCCUCGUCCUUGCCGAUCGCGUUGUCAUCAAACAAAUCGUCACCUCCAGGAGCAAGGUCCUGGCAAGCCUGGAGCGCUUGGAAAAUGUGGGCAGCUUUCAGGAAUUUGUUCAGGUGUUCAGCCAGUUUGGCAACGAGAUGGUGGAGUUUGCUCACCUCACGGGUGAUCGCCAGAACGACCUGAAGGAUGAGAAGCAGAAGGCACGCAUGGCUGCGGGCCGUGCGGUUCUGGAGAAAUGCACAAUGAUGCUGCUCACGGCCUCCAAGACAUGCCUGCGGCACCCCGACUGCGAGUCUGCGCGCGCGAAUCGCGAUGGCGUGUUCGCACGCACACGGGCGGCCAUGGAGCAGGUCGCCGACAUCGUCACGGACGUCGCGGCCAACGGAGAGGCGAGCGUCAGGGCCCUGUGCAUCUACUCGGCCAUUCGUGACUUCAAGGCUUUCCUACUUGAGGCUGGCUGUGCCGACGAUGUGACUCCCCUGCUGCAGCUCAUCGUGGAGCAGACGGAGGACUUCACGGACUCGCCAUACACCAGCCAUGAGCGGCGCGAGCGCAUCCUGCAGAUGGUGGCGCAGGCUCAACAGGAGACGUUCGCAAUGAUGUCGCUCUUCGCCAAGCAACAGUGCAGGGGCCCUAGCGGGAGAGAGGAGCUGGAUGCGGCCAUAUCCAGGACCUCCCAAUGCAUGGAUGAAAUAAGGAAGGAGCUGCACGUAACAGCCGUUGAAGUGGCCGCUGAGAGUCUCCGUGCAAACGGUGAUCACGCACUGCUCCGAGCCCUCAAGACGGCUGGCGCCGAUGGAAACCUGGAGCUGACAUCAGAGUUUGCGGCUCGGUUGCAUGAGCUGCGAGAGCAGCUCUUGGAGACAUCGCAACUUCUAAGGCAUGUGUCUGGCAUGGAGCCACUGGAGAUCACGUGUGCACAUGCCGAGAAUACCUUCCGUGCCAUCGGACCACAGAUUAUCUCAGCCGCACAGACGCUGGCUCUCCAUCCGUCCAGUAAGAUCGCACGGGAGAACCUCGACGUUUUCUGUGAGUCCUGGGAGUCUCAGCUGACUGACUUGGCAGUCCUCAUCAAGGAGAUCACAGAUGUCUUUGAGGGACGGAGAGGUGACAAACGGACACACCUGUCACUACCAAGGCCAGGGAAACACAGCUCAAACCUCAAGCCAGUCAAGCCAGUGAAGCUGGAUGCAGAGGAGCAAGUGAAGAUCGCCAAGCUGGGCCUCGAGCUGCGUCUGCUCACGGCAGACGUCGACGCGGAGACAGAGAAGCUGAGCAGCCGUGAUGGUGGUGGCGAGGUUACCCAGCUUGUCCAGAGCUUGUCCUCCAUGGUCUACGCAAUCUACCUCUUCACCAGGGGUGAAGGUCUGCUGAAAACUACCAAUGACCUGUUCCAACAAGCCGAGGUUUUUUCUGAAGAGGGAAUCAGAUUAUGCACAGCCCUGCGGACAUUCUCCAUGCUGGUGCCCGAGGAAGAUGAUCGCUCACUGCUGCAGGUGGAAGCAGGGCGGCUACCAGCCUUGUGCCAACAGAUACAACUUGCCUGCCGCACGCCCACGCACGGCAAGGUGGCUACUUACACAAAGGUGGACAGUACUAUUCAGGAGACAAAAAAUGUGUUGCUGCUGGUUCUGUCCAUCGUGUCUUUGUGCCACAACCUCUCCAGAAAGUACAAGAGCUGCAACCAGAACUCAGCUCAGCGUUGGAAUGGCGAGGCAUCAGCAGGCAGGAUCACCUCACCACCUGGCAACGCCACUGUCAACGGCGAUCUGCGCACCACCAAAGGGCUUGAACAGAGGAUGCUUAACCUCGGCGUUUCAGAUGACAAGUAACCCCUUGUUACUGCAUCCUCUUAAAUGCACGGGCAGUGGGUUGUGAAGAAAUACAUUGAAGGGGAAAGGAACAAAGGGGUAACAAUCUAGAAAUAGGGAGAAAGGAAAGAGGAGAGAGGAGAGGUGAUCUGGGUUGGGUUAUGAAAUAAUUAAUAAUAGAGUCCAAGUGUUUCAAUGCUUAAAUAAGUGUUGGGAAGUGCUCAUCUCUAUUGGCAGUCCUGAACGCAUUCUAGUAAUUCCACAUUCCUAUACCAGGAGUCAAUCUCCCAGAGUGUAACUGCUGUUGACUUCUCACAUUACUCGUCCAGUACUGACACUUGCAGUGACUAUUGCCCUGAUUUAAAAAAAAACAAGCAUUGUUGAUUUUGCCUGUAAUUGGGCAAGUAGGUCUUGAGAAGCAUUUCUUCUGUCAGCUGUUAUACUGGUUGUUGUGUUGUCUAGUUGGGCAGCUCACCUUUGGCCAAGCAGAUAUUUAUUAAAGCAUUUAC